AAGGAUCUAAACUUUGAUCCAUGAGUGUGAAGCAGCGCGUGUCAGUUGGUGAUGGAGGAGUCUUCUCUCCUGCGGCGCACAGCGGCUUCCUCUCCGCUUCCUGUCGUUUCAGUGGCGGAGGGCAGACAGCCAGCACUCCGGGAGGACCAGCCGGGCCCCCAGGAGCCCAGCAGGCGGCACCGGACGGCCUUCACCCGGGACCAGCUGUCCCGUCUGGAGCAGGAAUACCGCAAUGAGAGUUACGUGUCCCGGGCUCGGCGCUGCGAACUGGCAGCAGCGCUCAACCUGCCGGAAACCACGAUAAAGGUGUGGUUCCAAAACAGGCGGAUGAAGGACAAACGUCAGAAGCACUCCAUACCGUGGCCUCACCCCCUCAUCAACCCUCUGGGGACGUUACUGAUGGCUCACGUUUCUCCAUCUUCUAACAUGGUGCCCCCCUUUACCAAACCCCAGCUCCCCCACAUACCGUUCCAACACUACCCUCCACUUACUCUUCCUUCUAUCAUACAUGGUUCUCAUGCUGUGCCAACCAAGCCGCCUGCUUGUUUCCCCAACUCCCAACAACACAGUAAGCCCUGGGAGCUCCCCCCACCAGCGCUACUUCUUUAUCCCUCUGCUGGCAUCGUAAACCAUCACAUUUCGUGCCGCUGCUCCUUUUGCCCUCAGUGGGGACCGCAGCAUCGCCUUCAGGUCCAGUGGGAAAUGAAAGGACUGAGCAACACCAGCGACUCUGCUGCCAAAAAACAGACUGCCUCACUAGAGUGGAAGGAAGAGCUGAUGUGAAAACAGCCAUUUACUCUCCAUAUGUUUUCUUUUGUUUUCCUUCUUGUUUCUGUUCAGCCAGAAAAGCCAGAAGUGCAAUUGAGAUAAUUUAUUCCCAAACUCGAGGUCGAAACGCUCGCUGUCACUUUUCCUUAUGCUUCUAAAA
Messenger RNA from Cyprinodon tularosa, 928 nucleotides. It is a transcript of the gene eve1, whose product is annotated as even-skipped-like1. The coding region runs from base 52 to 783 and encodes 243 amino acids. The transcript is spliced from 2 exons. Gene Ontology annotation, molecular function: DNA-binding transcription factor activity, RNA polymerase II-specific; RNA polymerase II cis-regulatory region sequence-specific DNA binding. NCBI's taxonomy places the organism in Eukaryota, Metazoa, Chordata, Actinopteri, Cyprinodontiformes, Cyprinodontidae. Gene Ontology annotation, biological process: regulation of transcription by RNA polymerase II. Gene Ontology annotation, cellular component: nucleus. The record is from RefSeq and is a predicted model, not a curated record.